Molecule: messenger RNA, 4059 nt
Organism: Fusarium redolens
Lineage: Eukaryota; Fungi; Ascomycota; Sordariomycetes; Hypocreales; Nectriaceae
Exons: 2
Coding region: 1-4059 (1352 amino acids)
Source: RefSeq, a predicted model, not a curated record
AUGAACAUCAUCAGCCCUUCGACGCUUCAAGUGUCGAUUCCGAUUUCAACUCCCGUAUCGACUGCUCAUGGAAGCGUUAUACCAGCACCAGGUCUCGAUAACCGAGCGUCCUGCUGCCCAACAACCUGUGAUGCAAUUGAUCCUGAGGUCAUUCCCUCUUCUACUGGACAGCUGAUAGAUAUACAGAAUGGCACGCAACAGGCUGCUGCACCCGAGAAUGUAAACUCAGCGCCUUUGUGCGUACGUCGAACGGCCCCUCUUGAAUUGACGCGAGCUCUCACAAGACAACGCGUGCGAGAGUUUCGUGACAGGCGGCAUCGAUCACGUAUUCCACCGACGAUACCCUCGACUGAACCAAGGCCAUCGGAAUCGACAAAUCAUCACGGUCGUGCCACUACAAGUACGUCUGUACAACGUCCUUUCGUGUUUCAGCAGGCCGAUGCAGGGAGCUCUAGCGUCGAACCUCAUGAUAGCUUGGGUGAUGAUGCCACCUUGACCGCCGCUCAGCCUCGCAAUGAAACCUUGCAAAGCUUCAUCAACUCUCUUCAACAAAAUACUGGAUGGACCCCCGAGUUCCUCGACCCGUAUAAACGUGCCUACGACCAGAUUUUUAAGGUCUUCUAUAGCUCUAAGUGUAAUUGUACACAUUGGGUUGAGGGUGACGUGGCCGGGCUCUCUGACUCUCUUCGGGAGCGCGUCGAGCAGCUUCGACAGUUUAUUCCUCCUCUGUCCACAGUGUUUGGUGAGACGGGCUCUUAUGACCCCAGCAGCUCUUUCCAGCAGUGGAAAAGCUUCCUUGCCGACGAACCGAUCCAGCCACUUUCAUUUAGCAAAUCAUCACAGGCUUUUUGCCAUCCCGGUCAACCAGCGCUGUCAUUGUCUAGGCAAUGGGACAUCGAUAGCAUCUGGUUUGGGGCAAAAGGCCUUCAAGCAAUCCAAUCGCCCAACAGCUUUAGGUUGUCCUUUCUUCCCUCUGCAGCCUUGAACAUAUCCAAAGAUGAGAUAAUUCAGCCACACGGACUGGACCUGGCAAGGACACGACAUAUUAAACUCGGGACAUUCAACGCACACAGUGUACCAUUCUCCGCGUUUGUCUUCUUCCCGAACGCUGCAAAAGACAUGACGUCAUCAACUCAGAACGCUCUGUCACUGGAGCGCCAACAAGAUCUCUAUGAUCAUGUCAUCAUUCCGGCAGCUUUUGAAGCAGUACCCGAUCCUUGUCGGCAGGAGUUACCGAGAACGUAUGAAAUUGCAUAUGCUAAAUCUCGCUCUUUCCAGGAAAAACCUGGAAAUAACCGUUGGAAACCAGGAGACGUGAACAGAGCUGUUCAUCUACAGUACACAAUUCCGGCAGAGAAUCUUGCGCAGUUCUGGAGUCUGAUAGUCGAAAAAGCGAAUUCUUUCCGAUUGACCACAAAAAGCGGCGUAAUGGUGUCCUAUUUCAGGGAUCCCAAGCUGCUAUUUCAGUCUCAUGACCUGAAGAAUACGUUCGGGAGAGCGACACUGAUCGAAAGCCUACAUUACUUUCAGGCAUCUGUUCUCCAAGCCUUUGACCCUGUCCAUCUGGAUAUCCGUUCUUGCUGGAUUGAUAUCGGGACUCGUGAUUAUGUCGCGACACCUCCAUCUUCUAGCCAAGUGAUGCGAGAACCUUACACUCUGUUUUGGAAGAGUCAGUGCCAUCCUUAUCUACAUGAGCAGUUGUCCAGAUGUGCACCCACGUCCCCGAUGAAUGCUCAAACUUUUCAGCGGUUUUUGCUCCGUGACCUUGGAGAUUACCAAGUCAAAGCGAAGCGUACGCGAGCAUCGAACCCAGGCCACCCAGAUGAGCGCAAGCCAGGCAUUAUUCGUGCCAAGGCAUACAGCUGUCACAAAGAAGUAUUCGCUGUCAUGUUUAGUGAAUACGAAUUAUUUGGCUCGGGGCUUCUUCCCCUUCUUGCUUUGAAUCAGAGUAUGAUCAGCGAUCUUUCAUCGGCCGAUCAGGGCCGUCAUCAAGCACCAACCUUCCACGUCCAUCGUAAUGCUCUAUCGAAGGCGUGGGAUGCCAACAAACGUCAUAUCAAAGCUGCCAUGGAUGCAAGAAACUCAACAAACUAUGGCAUCCGUAAAGAGUUGACAUUUCGGCUUGACGUGAUUCUCACAAUGUGGCAUGACGGCUACUUUGAGCCAAGCCAGAAUCCUCAUAUGGCCCAAAGGUCUCUCGAAAUUUCCCCUACAUCUACUGGCACCAAUCACCAACCAUUCUGGGUCGUAUCUACCAAAGACAUAAACGAUCUUGUGUUCACGCAAGCUGCUAGAUUCAUUGUUCCUCUAGAUCACUUAUUUCGCGAAGCUUCCAUCUCCAACACUAUUUCGCCACCUUCUCUAAUUCUUGCUUUCUAUACAGCCCAGCUCUUUUGCCGACUUCUCACCUAUGCACUGACCAGUAAAGAGCAAUUCCCGUAUGAUAAUUGGAUUUGGCUUUCGCGAUGGACUUCACGUAGCCGAACACACCACACCAGAGAGUUGCGAGAGCGGCUCGGCCUCGGCUUAAGUGAGACUAUCCAAAAUUCAGGGAUGCUCUGGAUUCCUCACUCGUGUAUAGACUGGUAUGCCGGACAUAUCGCUUUGGAAAAGCUUAUCCAACUUUACAUACCUCGAAAUCCCAUCCAGCGAGGCCUUCUAUCUCAGAUGAAUGUGCAGCGUCUUGCUGCAUCCAGUAUCAGUAUCGAGCUAUCUCUGAGACAGUUGCUUAAUCAAGCGAAAAACGAAUUUGAUCGCGGUUGUCAGCGAAAUGGCAAUGAGGUUAUCGAGAAAGUCAUGCGCCCGAUGACAGAGGAGAUAGCCAGGGCUUAUCACCAGCACAUGAUAGCAAAGCUACAACUGUAUUGGGAACGAGUCCGCACUCAGGUCGGCUGCCAUAGAUUGCCCCGCCUUCAGCAACUGCAACAGAUUGAACAGGAGUCAGGACAAGUUGGCCGUAUCGUCACUGCGCAGACGAUAUGGGAAAUAUAUGACGAAGCUUGGAGCGCUUACAUCCGCAUUCACCCUGUGUCCGACGGUGGAGAUUUACCACCCAAUGUACCUUGCUGGAUGGCGACACGCAAGUAUGUUCCGCCUAAUGAUAGUUGGUCUGAAUCUGUAUACCAACGUCUUUUUGAUUGUGAGAAUAUCGCGUCUUGGAGCAAUCUCUACUUCCUGAAUCUUUACCGGAAGUUCAAAGAUCUGUGGGGAGUAGUCGAGAGCUACACAGAUCCAUUUGAUGAUCAUUUUCGUUGCGCAAUUGGAAGAUACAUCCUAGUCACGUUUAAUAGCGACUCAAGCAAAGACGUCGCCACAGAUCGGAGACCUGGGACAUGGUACCAGAAAGUGGCAUUUUUUCGGAUACAAUACUGGGCACCCUAUUUCUCGCCACCACAAUGUGUUGACUUUUCCUCCUGGGUCUCUGUUGCUAAUUAUCAACUUCAAAACCCUUAUACACCGUCGCCCCAGAUCUGUAGUGCUCUCAACGCCAUAGAGUAUCAGGAUCGCUCCAACGUCUUUACACAACUUUGGGCACAGUUGGUCGUUCGUAACAGCUUGGUACACGGAACCAAAGCAAAGGAGAAAAACAGAAUUUGUGAGCAAGCCAUGGAUUGCUUGAUGGAUCUUGUCGGGCCUAAGUGGAGUCAUCGAGGGAAGAUAACGCUUGUGUUGCCUUGGCGGUUUCCUGAUUCAAUCAACAACGCUGAGCGGUAUCAGGACUAUCUACGCCUUCCCAUCCUAUCGACAUCUAGUCGGCCACCAGGUAUCCCCAACCGACCCACCAUCAUCCUGCCGUCUCGCCAUAAUGUUAUGGCCCUCGUCGAAGCCAUUGGGUCUCUCCCCCGAAUUAAUCAAGAAAUCCUUCAGAGGACGAAAUGGAUUCGUGAGAUGCUUCACAAUGAGGGCAAACAGUAUGCUAUGCGUAGCCAUCUUGAGGCGAAACAGGAAGAAAUGGAUGCUGUGUUAAGGCCUCACUCAUUGUUACGCCAAUUUCUGGCACAAACGACUCCCCCUCAGCGUGUUGUACACGACUUUGGUAUGACCACCAAGGCUUUGUAG